Messenger RNA from Jaminaea rosea, 1316 nucleotides. Its product is annotated as Nop52-domain-containing protein. Gene Ontology annotation, biological process: rRNA processing. The record is from RefSeq and is a predicted model, not a curated record. Gene Ontology annotation, cellular component: nucleus; preribosome, small subunit precursor; preribosome, large subunit precursor. NCBI's taxonomy places the organism in Eukaryota, Fungi, Basidiomycota, Exobasidiomycetes, Microstromatales. The coding region runs from base 125 to 1228 and encodes 367 amino acids. The transcript has 4 exons.
CGCAUCUUCACCACCGUCAUCAUCAUCAUCACGACCAGCAUGGCCCCUUCUUCGUCAGCAUCAGCGUCGGGAUCAAGAGCGUCUUCGAGUAGAGCUACGGGAAAGCGGGUGCAGAAGGGGGCCGAUGCCGCAGCGACAACAGGAAAGGGUCAGGAGCAGACGGCCGAGGCUGCGGUUCUGCCGAUGGGCAAGUUGCUUGCUUCGACGGCGCACAAGAGACGCAGCCGUUCGCUCCCUGGCCUCCUUCUUGGCCCAAACGGGAGACCAGCCCAUAUCUAGACUCGAGAUGGCCAAAUUGUGGAAAGGGAUCUUCUACUGCUUCUGGAUGUCAGACAAACCCCUUGUUCAGCAAGCACUCGCACAGGAGUUGGCCGACCUUGUUCUGACCGUCCCAGGUACAUCCCGCGUGCCUGCUCCGGCCGUCGCUGGCUUCGAGGGCUCAGCGGGUGAGAUCCCCAUGCGUGUACGAGGUGGCUUGGCCAUGCUGGAAGGGUUCUGGGAUGCCAUGGCUCGGGAGUGGAGUGGACUAGACAAGUGGCGGAUCAACAAGUUCUAUCUCCUCCUCCGUCGCUUCAUCAACGCAGCUUUCCGCCUCCUGGCGCGUGAUGCAUGGGACCCCGCCUCUGUGGAGCACUUUGGACGCCUACUGGUCAAGUCGGAAGGCGGAGGGCCAUUGUGUGCCAAUGACCCGAAGGUGCCGGAUAGCUUGACGUACCAUUUGACGGAUGUAUAUUUGGAGGAAUUGGAAAGAGCACUGGGCAGUGCGAGUGAGGAUGAGAAGGAGGAUGGGGAGGAAAGCAGCGAGGCGAGCUUCUCCCUCACUGCCCUUCUUCAACCGAUGGCGAGGACGGUGGCUACUUGUCAUUCGUCUACGGUAUACGACAAGAUUAUGGACAACGUUCUGCAACCUCUGCUGGACGAUUGCCUGGUCGCAGCAGCUAGCCAGGACGAAGGCGACGAUGACGAAGGAGGGAGAAGCGCCAAGAGACGCAAGACCGACGCUGAGGAGGAAGAGGAGGAGAACGAUGUCACCUACCCUCAAAUUCUCUCUGCAGCGCGCAAGACAGGCCAAUCACCACUCGCGCUGCGCAAGGCUGUGUAUCAAUUGCUCUUCGAGGCAGCUAGUCGGGCGGACGCGUUGCCGCAGAGGAGAAGAAGGCUGUAUGCCCUGUGCCAGAAGGAGAGAGAGAGGCGCGAGGAGGAAGAGGACGAGGAGGAUGACGAGUAGAUAUCUGAGGCACAAUUUAUUGUCACUCGCUGUACCUCUUUGCGGGUCAAUUGAAACCUCGUCACCUGCUUCAAAGGCUUGAGAGGCC